CACAGAACCAGUGAAGGUCACAAAGCAACAGCAAACACAAUUGCACAGCCUCUCCGACUACAGUGUUGACAAAGACCCACCAGGAGAGAGAACAGGUCAAAGGCAUGCCAGCUUUUCCAUGAUGCCUGGCCAGUAACAUCAGCCAUGACGUGGAGGGACAGGGACAAGAGGUAGUUUGGUCAUCUUAGUAAGAGCAGUCCGGAGCUUUGCCUGUUGAGGAGAAACCUCCAGAGGUGUUGAAUGAUGAGUAUGAUAAUGUCAACUCCUGCUGCUCUGUGGUGAGCUGUGACACCAAAGUCAAAUCACUUUAGACCUGCAGCUGGACUUAACCCACGGUCCUGGUCUUAGAAGGAAAAGCUGUCUCUCCUGUAUGAUCAUGCCUCAACUCUGAACAUCUUCUGUUGAGAAAUCGACCUUCUACUCUAGGAGGAGAGGAUCAAAUGUGUUGAGAACAACUGGCCCUUCUAUUUUGCAGAGGAUUCUUUUAUGUAUUUUUAAGUACCAGGACAUGAAACAAUAAAUCCCUCCUUCCUGCACUCCUAUCUUCUGCAAACAGCCCUGUCUGCUGUCCAAGCCAGCCAGUGAAAGGGUUAACUAUAACUGGAUGCCUGAAUGGCUGCCUUACUGAUCCCACGGAGGAACAGAGGGAUGAGGACUCGCCUGGGCUGCCUGUCUCACAAAUCAGACUCAUAUAAUGAUUUCACAGCUAUUCUUCCGGACAAGCCCAACCGGGCUUUGAAAAGACUAUCAACAGAAGAAGCGACAAGAUGGGCAGAUUCUUUUGAUGUCCUUUUGUCCCACAAAUAUGGGCUGGCUGCUUUCCGUGCUUUCCUGAAAACAGAGUUCAGCGAGGAGAACUUGGAGUUCUGGCUUGCCUGUGAGGACUUCAAGAAAACCCGGUCAGCGGCCAAACUGGCAUCCAAGGCCCAGCGAAUCUUUGAGGAGUUCAUUGAUGUGCAGGCUCCUCGAGAGGUGAACAUAGACUUCCAGACACGGGAGUUGACAAGAAGAAACAUGCAGGAGCCCUCUCUCUCUUGCUUUGACCAAGCCCAGGGGAAGGUGCACAGCCUGAUGGAGAAAGACUCUUACCCCAGCCAGGUACAAUCAGAAGCACCAUCACUCACUGUGGCUGCUGGGGUCUGGAUCCUGGACUGUGAGGAGGAUGAGAAGGGAGGCAGAGAGAAAGCAAAGGCAGAAAUUUCGUGCUGCUUCCUAGGGUGAAGACCGUCUGUGAACUCAUCUUUCCAUUUUGGUUGCACGCCUUAUGACACCAGCUGCUACACUCUCACAGCUCCUCCACACCUCUGACACACUUACCUUCUGGGGAUGGAGACUAAAUGUUACUUUUGUUUGACUGUCAAGGAGCUGAUUUUUUCUCUUGAGAAGGUAAUUCCAAAGGCUCUUGCUAGACCUAGUCAGGCAAGUCUUCUAGUACAAAUGAUUGUUUUUCAUUAACACUAUUUAUUUGUGCUGUAGUUCAGCUUCAGCCUACCUUCAGCCACGUAGGUUCAAGCUUCAUUGUGCUAGGCACUGUACCAAAACCUAAGACAAAGAGGCUCCUUGCCACCAAAGACAUUACCAGGCUCAGUGGCUUCUUGGGAAGAAACUGCCGGCUAUCAGGAAAGAGUCAAGAGAAGGAAUGUUCUGUCUGUCCUAUGCUGAGAUGUAAGAAGAGCACAAGAUCUGUCUGCUAUGUCAGAUACCAUUUUUCAUAUAGUACCUGACCAGCACGUGGCAGGGAGAGGUAACAUGAAAAUUGCAAUUAUAUUUUUGUUAUUUAUUGAUUACUGAUUGUUGUUGUUACCUACUGAUUGCCCACUGUGUAUUCAAUGCCAUGUAAAGAAGUACUAAAAACAAA
This is a messenger RNA of Rhea pennata, 1858 nucleotides long. RefSeq names its product regulator of G protein signaling 8 (gene RGS8). NCBI's taxonomy places the organism in Eukaryota, Metazoa, Chordata, Aves, Rheiformes, Rheidae. The record is from RefSeq and is a predicted model, not a curated record. The coding region runs from base 613 to 1221 and encodes 202 amino acids. The transcript has 8 exons.